AUGGCAUCUGAGAAUCAGAGGGCUCCUAUGUUGCCGAUCUCCUUUUUUAAAGUUAUUCUUAGAACGAAUCUUCAAACCGUUAAAAUACCAAAUAUGUUUACUGCCAAAUAUGGAGAUGGUCUCCAAAAUCCUUUCUUCAUGAACCUUCCUAAUCAAACUCAAUGGAAAGUGAUUUGGGAAAAUGAAAACGGUGAGAUUUGGCUGAAAAAGGGGUGGAAUGAAUUUACGGAACAUCAUUCCUUGGACCACGGAGAUUUAGUUUUCUUUGAAUACGUAGGAACAGAUCAGAUCAAUGUAAAUACGUAUUCUUCACAAAACAUGUCGUUGACUGGUUUAGUACGUGAAUUGUAUUCCAAAGGUGAGAGGUCUGUUCAAAGAACUUCAUCUCUGAACCACCCAAAUGAAACCAGGGCAAGAGAAGUAGCAUGCAAUUUCAUUUCAUGCAAUCCCUUUUUCACUGUUGUCGUCACACCUUCUCAUGUCAUGGAAUAUAGGAUGGUGGGUAAAUCUUAA
This is a messenger RNA of Vigna radiata var. radiata (mung bean), 513 nucleotides long. Its product is annotated as B3 domain-containing transcription factor VRN1-like. The record is from RefSeq and is a predicted model, not a curated record. NCBI's taxonomy places the organism in Eukaryota, Viridiplantae, Streptophyta, Magnoliopsida, Fabales, Fabaceae. Gene Ontology annotation, molecular function: DNA binding. The transcript is spliced from 3 exons. Bases 1 to 513 code for a protein of 170 amino acids.